Molecule: messenger RNA, 975 nt
Organism: Didymodactylos carnosus
Lineage: Eukaryota; Metazoa; Rotifera; Eurotatoria; Philodinida; Philodinidae
Source: the annotation of a GenBank genome assembly
AUGAACUUUAUUAUUUAUCGCCAAUUUAUUUUUCGAACACAUUUAUCAACAAAUGUUGUUAUUAAACGUCUAAAUCAUAUAAUAAAUCAUAAUUCAAUAAGUAAGAUUACUCCAUCGUCUCCUCACUCAGUUUUACUAAAUAGUUCAUCUUUGACCCGAUAUUUAUCAUCAAACAGGCAAACGGUAUUGAAAUAUCAAAUAUCAUUUGUUGUUAAACGUUGUUUAUCCAAUGAUAAGAAACAGAGUAAUGCUGAUUUUGAACAAUCAUUUAAAUCAUACGAUAAAAAAACUAAGAAUCAUCGUGCAAAUAUUGGAUAUUAUAUGAUGUCUAUGGCUGUUCUUAUGAUUGGUCUAACCUAUGCAUCUGUACCAUUGUAUAAAAUAUUUUGUGAAAGGACCGGUUUUGAUGGUAUUGUGAGAUCAAAUCAAGAUGCUGAAUUUAUAUCGAACAAUGUUCGAAAACUAAAAGAUCGUUUUAAAAAAGAAAAUCCUAUACUACGUAUUCAUUUUGAAUCAACACCAUCAUCCUUAUUACCAUGGACAUUUCGGCCAGAGCAAAGUGAAAUUUAUUUGCAACCAGGUGAAACAGCUUUAGCAUUUUAUCGUGCUAAAAAUGAAAGUAAUCGUCCUAUUAUUGGUAUAGCUACGUACAAUGUACAACCAUCACAAGCGGCAUUCUAUUUUAAUAAAAUACAAUGUUUUUGUUUUGAAGAACAACGUUUGGAAGCAGAUGAAGAAGUCGAUAUGCCUGUUUUCUUCUAUAUUGAUCCCGACUAUAUUCAAGAUCCUGGUUUACAAGGUCAACAUGACAUUACAUUAUCGUACACAUUUUUUGAAUCGAAAGGCACUGAACAUUUAGCAGCAAGUGCUUCAAAUUAUCAGAAACUAAUACCAUCACAAUCAUUACCUUAUUCACACAGAGAAAAAAGUGAUAUAUCACAAGUACCCGGCAGUACACUAGUUGGAAUAUCAUAA